CGUGCGAUUAUCUCUGGGGAUCAUCCUCGUCAUUAUAGAGAGGCUGCGCGAACAAUGCCCUACUGAAAAAGGAUUCUGGUCAAGAUGCUGCGGCGUGCAACUGCAGUCCUCUUCAUCUUGGUGAUUGCUACUUCCAUGUCGCAACUCACUCAGGAAUUAACAAGCACCAAUCGAGAUAGCGGAGUGAUUUUAAACAUCAGCGAUGAACAAAAAAUUCAGUACUUAAGCCAAAACUUUGAAGCAGAUGCAUACAAAUAUGGUUACGAUGUUAAUCCAGAUGGACAAUUUCAUCAUGAAAUACGUGGCCUACAUGGGAUUACCUAUGGAUGUUACGGCUACGUUGAUCCCUUUGGCCACCUAAAAACAACGUUUUAUAUCAGUGACGGAUGGGGUUAUCGCGUUGUUCAACCAGGGAAGGACGUGGAACUUUUCCUUCACAAGCAUGAACAUCACGAAAACGAAGGCAAACAUGAUCAUCACGAGCAUCAUGGUCUGAUUACAUCAUGGCGAGAAUUACAUUUCCCCAUGGUGUGUGCGCAAUACACGAACAUUCCACCAAGUGAAGGAACAGCACCUAUUGGAAGCGGAUCAAUAAUUCAAGCAAAGCCAACUCGACCUCCUUAUAGGCCUAACUCAUCAGGACAUCCGGGCAUUCCCGGUAUUCCAAGUACACCAGGAAAACCAGGAACGCCGUCAUAUCCAGGGCAUCCAGGGACUCCUGGCAUCCCUGGUACUCCAGGGAUACCGUCAUAUCCAGGGCAUCCAGGGACUCCUGGCAUUCCUGGAAAACCAGGAACGCCAUCAUAUCCAGGGCAUCCAGGGACUCCUAGCAUCCCUGGUAUUCCAGGGACACCUGGAAUUCCAGGGACACCGUCAUAUCCAGGACAUCCAGGGAUUCCUGGCAUCCCUGGUACUCCAGGAACACCCGGUAUUCCAAGUACACCAGGAAAACCAGGAACACCGUCAUAUCCAGGGCAUCCAGGGAUUCCUGGCAUCCCUGGUACUCCAGGAACACCCGGUAUUCCAAGUACACCAGGAAAACCAGGAACACCGUCAUAUCCAGGGCAUCCAGGGACUCCUGGCAUCCCUGGAAUUCCAGGAAAACCAGGGAUACCGUCAUAUCCAGGACAUCCAGGGAUUCCUGGCAUCCCUAGUACUCCAGGAACACCCGGUAUUCCAAGUACACCAGGAAAACCAGGAACGCCAUCAUAUCCAGGGACUCCUGGCACCCCUGGUACUCCAGGGACACCUGGCAUUCCAGGGACACCGUCAUAUCCAGAGCAUCCAGGGACUCCUAGCAUCCCUGGGAUUCCUGGCAUCCCUGGUACUCCAGGAAUUCCAGAAAAACCAGGGAUACCGUCAUAUCCAGGACAUCCAGGAAUUCCUGGCAUCCCUGGUACUCCAGGAACACCCGGCAUUCCAAGUAUACCAGGAAAACCAGGAACACCGUCAUAUCCAGGGCAUCCAGGGACUCCUGGCAUCCCUGGAAUACCAGGAAAACCAGGGAUACCGUCAUAUCCAGGACAUGCAGGGAUUCCUGGCAUCUCUGGUACUCCAGGAACACCCGGUAUUCCAAGUACACCAGGAAAACCAGGAACGCCAUCAUAUCCAGGGCAUCCAGGGACUCCUGGCAUCCCUGGAACACCCGGAACACCCGGUAUUCCAAGUACACCAGGAAAACCAGGAACGCCAUCAUAUCCAGGGCAUCCAGGAACUCCUGGCAUCCCUGGUACUCCAGGGACACCUGGAAUUCCAGGGACAUCGUCAUAUCCAGGACAUCCAGAGAUUCCUGGCAUCCCUGGUACUCCAGGAACACCCGGUAUUCCAAGUACACCAGGAAAACCAGGAACGCCAUCAUAUCCAGGGCAUCCAGGAACUCCUGGCAUCCCUGGUACUCCAGGGACACCUGGAAUUCCAGGGACACCGUCAUAUCCAGGACAUCCAGGGAUUCCUGGCAUCCCUGGUACUCCAGGAAUACCAGGAAAACCAGGGAUACCGUCAUAUCCAGGACAUGCAGGGAUUCCUGGCAUCCCUGGUACUCCAGGAACACCCGGUAUUCCAAGUACACCAGGAAAACCAGGAACGCCAUCAUAUCCAGGGCAUCCAGGGACACCUGGAAUUCCAGGGACACCGUCAUAUCCAGGACAUCCAGGGAUUCCUGGCAUCCCUGGUACUCCAGGGACACCUGGAAUUCCAGGGACACCGUCAUAUCCAGGACAUCCAGGGAUUCCUAGCAUCCCUAGUAUUCCAAGUACACCAGGAAAACCAGGAACGCCGUCAUAUCCAGGGCAUCCAGGGACACCUGGAAUUCCAGGGACACCGUCAUAUCCAGGACAUCCAGGGAUUCCUGGCAUCCCUGGUACUCCAGGAACACCCGGUAUUAUUCCUGGCGUACCCAAACCAGGAACGCCGUCAUAUCCAGGGCAUCCAGGGACUCCUGGCAUCUCUGGUACUCCAGUGACACCUGGAAUUCCAGGGACGUCGUCGUAUCCAGGACAUCCAGGGAUUCCUGGCAUCCCUGGUAUUCCAAGUAUACCAGGAAAACCAGGAACACCGUCAUAUCCAGGGCAUCCGGGUAUUCCUGGCGUACCCGGUAUUCCAAGUACACCAGGAUCAUCGUCAUAUCCAGGACAUCCGGGCGUUCCUGCCAUCCCUGGUACUCCAGCGAUACCUGGAAUUCCAGGGACACCGUCAUAUCCAGGGCAUCCAGGGACUUCUGGCAUCCCUGGUACUCCAGGAACACCCGGUAUUCCAAGUACACCAGGAAAACCAGGAACGCCAUCAUAUCCAGGUCAUCCAGGGACUCCUAGCAUCCCUGGUACUCCUGGAAUUCCAGGCAUACCAGGAAAACCAGGAACACCAUCAUAUCCAGGGCAUCCAGGGACUCCUGGAAUCUCUGGUACUCUAGGGACACCUGGAAUUCCAGGAACGCCAUCAUAUCCAGGAUAUCAAGGAGCUCCAGGCAUUCAUGCUAUUCCAGGGACACCAGGAAAACCAGGAACGCCGUCAUAUCCAGGACAUCUGGGUAUUCCUGGCAUAUCCGGUAUCCCAAGUACACCAGGAAAACCAGGAAAACCAGGACCGUCAUAUCCAGGACAUCCGGGUAUUCCUGGCGUACCCGGUAUUCCAAGCACACAAGGAAAACCAGGAACGCCGUCAUAUCCAGGACAUCCGGGUAUUCCUGGCAUAGCCGGUAUUUCAAGUACACCAGGAAAACCAGGGUCUCCUAGCAUCCCUGGUUCUCCAGGAACAUCAGGAAAACCAGGAAUACCGUCAUAUCCAGGUUAUCCGGGUAUUCCUGGCAUAUCCGGUAUUCCAAGUACACCAGGAAAACCAGGAACGCCGUCAUAUCCAGGACAUCUAGAGAUUCCUGACAUUCAUGGUACUUCAGCAACACCCGAAAUUCCAAGCAGACCAGGAAAACCAUUAUAUCCAGGAACUCCUAGUAUUCCUGGUACUCCAGGCACGCCAGGAAAGCCAGGAAUACCGUCAUAUCCAGGGUAUCCAGGAACUCUUGGAAUUCCUGGUACUCCAGGGAUACCUGGGAUUUCAGGCAUACCAGGAAAACCAUCAUAUCCAGGUCAUCCAGGAACUUCUGGAACACCUGCUAUCGCAGGCAUACCAGGAAAACCAGUAACAUCACCGUAUCCAGAGACUCCAGACUUAUCCGAUGUACCAGAAACACCAAGCACGUCGCAAUAUCCUGGUCACGCGGGUACAUCUGAUAUUUCUAGUUCAUUAGAAACAUCUGGAUUACUUCCACAUCCAGGUUAUUUGGGCACACCUGGUAUUUCUGAAAUAAUCGGAAUAUCAGAAAUACCAAUAACGUCAUUACAUCCCGGCGAACAUACAGGGAUUUCUAACAUUCAUGGCACAAUCGAAAUUUCAGGGUCACCUGGAAAGCCAGAAAUUUUGUUGUAUCCCGAACAUCCUGGAACUUCUAACGUUGCUGGCAUUUCCAGCAUAUCAGGAAAACCAGACAAACCAGGAACGCCGUUAUAUCCUGGAUAUCCAGGAACUCUUGGUUUAACUGGAAUUUCAAGCAUUCCAGGAAAACCAGCAGCACCAUCAUAUCCAGGAUAUCCUAGCAUCCCUGGUACUCCAGGCAUACUUGGGAUACCAGGAACACCAGGACGACCAGGAAUGCCAUCGUAUCCUGGACCUCUAGGAACUCCAGACAUUCCCGGAAUAGUCGAAUUAUACCCAACGUAUCCUGGUAUAUCAGGAAUUCCGGGAAUACAAGGAAAACCGGGAACAUCAUAUCCAGGACACAUAGGAAUUAGUAUCGCUAGCACAUCUGGCACUCUCGGUAUAUCAGAAAUAUCAGAAAAUCUAGAAAAACCAAUAUCAUCAUAUCCUGGAUUGUCUAUUUAUCCUGUUACAUCAGAAACACCUAAUGUACCUUUACAAUCUGAGUCACUAGGUAAACCAGAUGAUUUAUUAUAUCCCGGGAUUACUACUAUACCAAAUAGACCAAGCAUUUCUUUCAAGCCGAGUAAACCAGGUUAUCCGAGUUAUCCUACGUAUCCAGAAUAUAUAGAAGAUUCAAAGAAUCCAGAAGGGCCAAUAGGACCUGAGGGUCCAGUGGGAAGUGUAGGUCCGAUUGGUGGCAUUGGAGGUAUCGGUGACGUUGGUCCUGAUGGUCCUGACGGACCAUGGCCAACCGGUUCCCCGGGUCCUAAUGGACCAUGGCCUGGUGAUCCAGAUUAUAUACCCGGAAUAAAACCAACAAGAAAACCUUCGCAUAAAAGUUCAAUAAAUUAUCCUACCACUGAGUCAUUUGACACAGACAGAUAUAACUCCAUCUCGAAAUAUAGUUUUAAUAAUAAAACUGAUUCUUCACAUACGGGCUAUACUCUAAAGGAUAUCAAAUUAUCGAAAUUGUCACAUCCAACAAAAGUUAAUACAUCUUUAUAUAUAAAGCAUAGACCUCAAUACGGAACUCAAUCCACAUCGUCAAUCUAUGGGGAAAAAGAAACUAUCUACAACGCAAAUAAAAUCAAUUCAUUGUUGCAAACAGAUCUGACACCGUCAUCAUUGAAAUAUGAGACCGAAGAUCAAUAUACAGAUGUGUUAAAACCGAAUUCACAAUUUUAUGAUCACUUGAUACAUACAGGAUCACAACAAAUAAAGAAACCUCCGAAAAAUAACUUGAAGCAAUUUUCUGUGCACGAUCGAGAUCAGUAUCAAAAAUCAAUAUUUUAUCCAUUUUCUAACUCACAACAGCAAAAGCCUCCUAAAGGCUUAGAUCAAUCUGAUAAAUUAAAACAACAAGAAGACAAAUUUAAUGUGGAUGGACAAUAUAAUAAUUCUGCCGAUGCGGAUGACAAAUUGAUUUCUAACGUGUCCUUUCAAUCGGAUGGACCUUCCUCUGCUCCGAACAGACAGGUAAAUGCACGCCUUGAGCAGACAUUCCGGGUGAAUCCCGUUCUCGACAGUAUACGGGUUCAGCCGCCCAGCUCCAUCAACGUCAAGCCCUUAUCGUUACCUGUAGGGCCAAAUUCACAAGCAUGUCCCUGUUACUUAGUCGAGCCGAAUAACAACACAAACGUAGCAACCAGCUCGACUCUCACCUCUAUCAUUGGGCAAUUGGGAUUCAUUCCUGUUAUCUUCGUACCAUACUGUCCUGGCAAAGAGGUGGACAGCAAUAAGAUGAAACUUAUGUUCCCGUCCGCUACUCCUGUUCCAUAUGCAUGCGACACAUGUGAUACACAAGACAACAAAUUUGUUGUAAAAACGCUCGAUAUAAAUCAACUUGGCAAUAUUGAUUAUCUUAAAGAGGCAUUAUAUCAAUCCAAUCUUGGCUUUUUGAAUGUUCCAGUUAAGACCAACAUCGAGCGAAGAAGAAAGGCGAAAUGAAGAGUGUAACACUAACUUAUUAAGCUUAAGUUGUGAUCGUUCUAAAAAGAGCUUAUUUUCUGCUAGAGAAUAGAAAUAAAUAUAGGAUAUUGGCAUUGCCUGUCCGUCAGCUGCUGGUUAGUUGAUGGAUAGCCAAACUAAAGAUAUUUGCCGAAAUAAUCAAUAAA
Molecule: messenger RNA, 6026 nt
Organism: Atta colombica
Lineage: Eukaryota; Metazoa; Arthropoda; Insecta; Hymenoptera; Formicidae
Product: collagen alpha-5(IV) chain-like
Exons: 12
Coding region: 85-5859 (1924 amino acids)
Source: RefSeq, a predicted model, not a curated record